Messenger RNA from Diabrotica balteata, 6246 nucleotides. NCBI's taxonomy places the organism in Eukaryota, Metazoa, Arthropoda, Insecta, Coleoptera, Chrysomelidae. The record is from the annotation of a GenBank genome assembly.
UUGGUUCGUUUCCUCUCGCUCUUUCAGUAUUCAACCACCACCUUUGGUGGGAUGUAGUUAGGUAAAUUCGUUCGAAACUAAGGAAAUUACGAUGCUCUCCAGUAAAGCAAAACACUAUUUACAUUGCCUUCUAUUUCUAAAUGUGAUAAUCUUUUUCGAAAUAUUUACUGGGGGCAUAAAGAGUUUCGGAGAAGGGGUGUUUGUACCGCCGACAGAGUUGAAUCCAUGGAUACAGUACGGUGUUUUCGGGGCUACACUUCUCUAUAUUUUAAGAUUUCUUACUUUUCUACCUCUGCCCCAAGUGAUUUUCAACUGUUUGGGUUUAACGCUGUACAACGCUUUUCCGGAAAAAGUGGUGUUGAAGGGAUCCCCGCUUCUUGCGCCUUUUAUUUGCAUCAGGAUCGUAACCAGAGGUGAUUUUCCGCAAUUGGUCAAAAACAAUGUUGUUCGGAACAUGAACAAAUGUUUGGAUGCAGGUUUGGAAAAUUUCCUGAUAGAAGUCGUAACGGAUAAAGCGAUAGGUCUGGAUACUCAUAGAAGGACUCGGGAAGUGGUGGUGCCGGCGGACUAUCGUACCAAAAGUGGCGCUUUAUACAAAGCCAGAGCCUUGCAGUACUGUUUGGAAGAUGGCGUGAAUAUUCUUAGCGAUAAUGAUUGGAUAGUACACCUCGACGAGGAAACCUUACUCACGGAAAAUUCAGUAAGAGGAAUUCUGAACUUUGUCAUGGAUGGUAAACAUCCAUUCGGCCAAGGGCUGAUCACGUACGCAAACGAAGAAGUCGUCAACUGGAUAACAACUUUAGCGGACAGUUUCCGCGUGACAGACGAUAUGGGAAAACUAAAAUUGCAGUUCUUGAUGUUCCACAAGCCUUAUUUCAGUUGGAAAGGCUCUUACGUUGUCACUCAGCUGGCUGCAGAAAAAGACGUCUCUUUUGAUAACGGCCUGGACGGCUCCAUUGCUGAAGACUGUUUCUUCGCUAUGCGCGCCUACAGCAAAGGCUACACCUUCAACUACAUCGAGGGUGAGAUGUGGGAGAAAUCGCCCUUUACCUUCUGGGACUUCAUCCAACAGAGAAAACGCUGGCUCCAGGGUAUCUCGCUCGUCGUCCAUUCCAAAGCCAUACCCGUCAAGAACAAGCUGCUCCUGGCGUGUUCCUGUUACUCGUGGUUGACGUUACCCUUAUCGGUAUCCAACUUGAUCAUAGCCGCUAAGUAUCCCAUACCUUGUCCUCCGUUCAUCGAUUUCGUCUGCGCGUUUAUCGGCGCUGUGAACAUCUACAUGUUCAUCUUCGGCGUCAUUAAAUCUUUCACGAUAUACAGAUUUGGGUUGUUUAAACUCACCCUGUGCAUUGUCGGUGCCGUCAUCGUCAUACCUUUUAAUUUAGUUAUCGAAAACAUAGCAGUGUUGUGGGGCAUUUUCGGAAAGAAACACAAAUUCUAUGUGGUGAAUAAAACGAACGGACCCUCGCUUACCAGUACCGUGUAACUGGUUAAAUUAUUAGAAAGCGUAGAGGAGUCACUACCCAGUGGUAUUUUUGUAACCUGUAAAUCAGGUCAAAUAAUUUUGUUGUUUUAAUUUUUUUUAAUUUUGUUAAAAAUAGAAAACAUACGAGUCCAAUAAAUGCCGUGCUUAUGAGAUGAACUCUUAAGAAUGAGAGUACCUUUUUCUAAACGACUUAGAAGAUUACGGCAGACCAGAGACCUGCCACAUCAUACGAGACAUCUGCUGUAUAUCAAUAAAAAUGACCAUCACAAUCUAUUAUGUAUUUAUUUCUCCGAUAAAUCCUUAAAAAAGUACUCCAGUGUCAAGAAUUAGAGCAGUAGCGUUUCUUGAUGACAUUUGUCACGCUAGAAGCCACCAAUCCGUCACAAAAUUGUAUACGUUUUAAUAAUUAUAUUCAAAUCACCUUCCCAUCUGAAAAAGUGCCUGUUUGCGCAUGACUUGCGCUUGUCACUUGUCAAGUUUGACAGCCUACUUGAAAUCUUGUCAAAUUCGACAGUUUUACAAUCUCUUUAGAGAUGUAAUUACAAUUAAUUCACUUUCACCAAAUACCUUAAUCCAAAUACAAAUACAUUAAUACACUUUUACCAAAAUUAUCAAUUUCUUUUAUUUUUAACAAAUAUCUAUUUGAGAGGAAUUUAUAAAAAAAAUUCUGUAUCUUAUUUAUGUUUAUUCUUUACAACUGAUUCUGAAUUCUGCCCGGUAUUAGCUUCAAUAUUUCUUCAGCAUUACCCUUCUCUUUUUACAUGUAAAAAACUCUUGGUUAUAUUAUAUUAAUUUGUUUUUCAUUUUUUCCGAUAAGGAAUUUGACAAGUUUUAAAUGUGACAACAGCGCAAUACUUAAUUAAAUUCCACUCUUCAUUAAUUGUCCACUAGAGGCACAUUGUUUUUGAUAGUGACUGCUGUCAACAAAUCUUUGCAGUAUUCAUACGUGACUCUUCCUAUAACUGACCACUUCCUAGAGAAACGCAUACGUUAAGUCUUGUUUUCUAUUUGUGGGUACAAACCGCCGGGAGAAGUGCUCUUAGCGUAUAUUUCGUUGACAAUUUAGAUAUAGGUAAUCAGUCUGACAGUUUCGCAUUAUCAGAUACAUAUCUGUUGUUUGUAGUAGAUACGCAGGAUUUACAUAUGAGUACAUUAGCAAAAUCUAGGAUAUACUCUAGAAAAAACAUUGCAAUAAUUUUUCGUGUGUCCGUACAAGAAUUUAAUCUCACUUAUUACAUUGUCGACGUAUAUAUCCGUUCAAGUCCUGAUCCCGACAUUAGUGUAUGAUGUCAGUAUACAUGAAUGAAUAAUUUAACGUUUUUUCCCAGUCAGUGGUAAUUUGAUGGGAAUCUGAUAAGGGCGACAAGGAUCAAACAAGAGCUUAAUAUGGUAUGGAUAUAUCCGUUUUCACUUUUACUGGAAACAAGGAUAUCUGGCCUGACUUGACUGUAAAGAUGACGUUUUUUUCUCACUCAGUGUAAGGUUAAUAUAAGAGUGAUAAAGUUGACAAUGAUCUGGUUAACUGUUUAAAAACUUUUUAGGGAUGCAUCAGUCAUAAAUUUUAGUGGAAACAAUGGUAUCUGAUAUUCGCUGACAAAAGUUAUGAUAUCAUUCAACAGUGAUACUUAUAUUAUCGAUGUAAAAUCAUCAAACAUAAAAAGUGCAUUAAAUCACGUUGAUGACGUAUAUAUCCGGCAUUGUCUAAUUUCUCCAUGAAUAGUGUGUGUGUCUAGUUCUUUACACAUUUAAUCAAAAAUCAUCAGACAUAAGUGCAUUAAAUCACGUCGAUAGCGGAUAUAUCCGUCAAAGUCUAAUUUCUCUAUAAAUAGUGUGUGGGACUAGUCCGUUAUGCUUACCAUAUCUGUGUAAAUAUUUAAUAAAGAGGUCAUUGUUCGUUAUGACAUGAGUCAAUUAUAUGGACGCAUCAGUCAUCAAUUUAAGUGGAAACAAGAGUAUCUGAUAUUCGCUGACAAAAAGUUAUAUCAUUUAACAGAUUGUACUUAUAUUAUCCAUGUAAAAUCAUCAAACAUAAAGAGUGCUUUAAAUCACGUAGAUGACGGAUAUAUCCGUCAAAGUCUAAUUUCUCUACGAAUAGUGUGUGGGACUAGUCCAUUACGAACCCCUUCCCAUAUCAGUUGGCCCAACGUUAGAUUAAUAAGAAAAUUAAAUUUUAUAGAACAAAAAUAACUUUUUCAUUUCGCUCCACAAAGUCUCUAUCGGGGACAAGUCGUGACUGUUAGAAACCCAUUCCAGAAGUGGUAAGCCAUGGUCUUGAAUCCAUUUUACUCUUUUUUGAAGUAUGACAACCUACGCCGUCUUGUUGGAAGACAAAAUCUUCCGCUUAUGUUAAACGGUGUUCCAUAAUUGGUAAUAGAAAUUCUUCUAAAAUAUUCAAAUAUCUAUCCGUAUUUAUAAUCCCAUCAAUAAAAUGUAACUUUUCCACACCUCUAGAGACAUGCUGCCCGAGAUCAUGACAGAUGAAGGAAAUUUGACUUUUCCCUUCAGACAGUCGGGAUGGAAAGCUUCCUGGACUCAUCACUUCAUUGUAUUGAAUCCCAUUGCGACUGAGUCCAAUCUGUAUGCUCUUUUGACCAUCUUAGUCUAUUUUUCUUUUGUUGUAAUGUUAAAAGGGACUUCUCCUUAGCCUAAAAUAAAAUGAAAUUUAUUAAAAACAAUUCGUACUAAUUUUUUCAACUAUAAGACUUCCUUUGUAAGUACCAAAUCCUAAUUUGUGGGCCUUUCGGUGACAUGUUGAUCUAGAAAAGUGUCUUCCAAUAUCGUCACUCCAUAAAACGCUUAACUCCAUAUAAUUUGCUCGUCGAUUUUUCACUAUAAUGCGUCUUAAUGCCCUUCGAUCUGCUUCGGUUAUCUUACUUUUUCGUACACUAUAGCGUGACAAUUGCAACAUAUUUGCGAUUUCUGAAUUGGAUUUUCCAGAAUUAAAUUCUGGAAUUCCAAAAAUAAUACAUUGUUGUGUUGUUUGGUAGCAAACUCCCCAGAAAACUGUCAAUUGUCUCACGCCAGGAUGACAUCUCUCGUGUUAUCUGUCAUUUGUUACAUUUUCUUGUCAUCUGUCAUUUAUUUGGUGCCGUAGUUUCCUUGUGUCUUACAUGUGAAUGUCUUGUGACAUUGGGAAUGUGAUUUUUCUGAUGAUUGGUUCUGUUAGACAAGGCAGUUUGAAGAAUGAAUUAUAAAACUUAAAAAAUUUACCCUUUGUUGGACUCUAAGUACAUCCUGCGAAUCUCCUGCACAUCUAAAGUUGAAGUUUUUUUGGAUAAAACUACAAGAAUCAAAAUUAUUUUUUUAGACACCCAGAAAUUUAGAAUUUCUUGGUCAUAUGUCAUUUGUACAAUCUCAUAUGCUCAAUACUUAGUAGUAUUAAUAACUUAACCAAAGAAUAAAACUUAUUUAACAAUUCAGUGACUGUAUUAAUGAUAGCUUGAGUAUGCUUGGGCCUGGUUUAUUCCAAAGUAGUAAUGUCAAAUAUUUAAAGAUCGGUUGGGAAAUAAAACUGAUAUUAAAGAAAGCAGAGAAAUCUAUGGUGUUAAGUUCUGGAUGGCUGGAUGGUGGUUUCUUAACAUGGACUUUUAAAUUUUUAGUAUAUUGGAGCAGGAAUGUUAUAUUCUGACUGUUUUUUUUUUGUUUUAGAAGAUAUAAGCAAGAGCGCUCUGUAAUAGUAGUACACCUAUUGAUCGUUUUAUUAUCAAUAUUGUUGUAGUUUGACCGGAAUUUCUGACAAUAUCUUAAUGCUACAUGAGGCUAGGAAUAUAUGCUCCGUUUAACUUUCAUAUGGAUUCGGCAUGUAUAGGAAAUCUGCAGAACGAAUUUAAAAUCCAGAAAAGCCAUCAGCCAUUCAAGCUCGCUUAAAGAAACUAUAGUUUUGGAGAUAAACCACGCCCGAUCGAAGAAUUUUGUUGUUGUUUUUGUUGAUUGUUAAUUUUUAUUUAAACUCGUCAUUUAUGCUUCUCCAAACUUCCAAGAAUUCUUUCGAAAUGCUUAUAAUGCCAAAAUUUACCUUUAAUGUACAUACAUUACGUAGGAAAUACCAAGAUGAUUAUAUUGAAUAUAACGGAGCUUUUAUUGUACAUAAACUUUAUCACUUAGAUCAAUUUUUACUAUAAGUGCACAGUGAGUCCGCGAAAGCUCUGUUCCAGCUGUACAUAGGAUAUAAAGAUUAAUGCAUAGGUACGAGUGUAGACCUUAAAGACAUUUGUGGCUGUUUUUUUUUUGUUUAAUUGAGAUUAACUAGAUGCUUCAUGUUUUCUUCAUAGCAUAACUCUGAGAUUUUGUACAUAUUUCUUAAUAUAGGAAUUAAAAGUACUAGUAUUGUUGUAACAUAAGUACAUAACAAAAAACACUAAAAGAUGUCGCUCUAUUAGAGACUACUAAUCAUAAAAAUCAAUAAGAAAGUAUAGAAAGCAGUAGUUCCAUAAAGAGGCUGUAAAAACUGCAAAAAUUGUAAUUUUUUUUACCUCUAGCAGCUUUGUGAGAAAACAUGAGGCAUCUGUAACUUAAUUGAUGGAUCUCACUACCUUAAUAGACUAUUUUUGUUAAAGACAUUAGCUACUUCUUAAGCCGCCACGAAUUCAAGUCGGUUAGCUUUAAAUUUAAAACGAGCAGCUUUAGGCCGUUCUGGCACAUGGUCAAAAGCUAACUGGUGAAAGUAUCAUCCGGAACACAUUUGUAAUAGAAUAUAAGCCUAUUUGUAACGUACUUAUUCUUUUUCUUCUCCAGAAAGUAAAUAAUUUUGAGAUGCAUUU